CCGUAAGCAAGCUUUCGGCACCAGAGCAACGAUCAGAGACCAGACAGGUAGCCCCGAAGGGUAUCCGUUGCAAUCCUCAAUCUCGAUCAUCACAUCUACCGAAGGCUAUAACACUUCAAUACAAGAUCGAAGCUACAUUCCCCCAGUCAUUUUAUGACCACCAAAAUUGAUGUUAACCAACCACACGGGCAAGUACACCCAAGAGUACGAAUAUGCAAAACAUGAAGGUGUUUAAGCUCCUCACACUCCACAGAAUCGCACCCGAAAGGCUGAUUACCCGAAGGUACGACUGGCUUCAAUCGUUUCCCUUUCAACAAUUUCACGUACUGUUUAACUCUCUUUUCAAAGUUCUUUUCAUCUUUCCCUCACGGUACUUGUUCGCUAUCGCGUAUCGUAAAACGCAAAUGAUCAACCGGACGGGAUUAUCACCCUCCAUGAUGCCUCAUUCAAUAGGACUUAGGCUGACCAAAUACGCAGAAAACGCUUCUUCAAAUUACAACUCGAUCAG
This is a messenger RNA of Rhizophagus irregularis DAOM 181602=DAOM 197198, 508 nucleotides long. The record is from RefSeq and is a predicted model, not a curated record. NCBI's taxonomy places the organism in Eukaryota, Fungi, Glomeromycota, Glomeromycetes, Glomerales, Glomeraceae.